GAUAGCUAGUCCUGAGUCACGACUGGGAAAGAGCACAACAGGGCUGGGACCUCAUCACCACUCCAUUAUAUUCAUCUUUGCUCCUCACUGCUCUCAUUGACUUCCAAGUUUACAAUUUAGAAGGCUCAGAGCGACUCCUCCUUAGGUGGUAGUGAUGGCGAAGAUCGCGUUGGGCACUCAUCGAGAGGCAACCAAGCCUGACUGCCUCAAGGCACUGGUCGCCGAGUUCAUCUGUACUUUCCUCUUUGUCUUUGCCGGAGUUGGUGCCGCCAUGACCACCGGUAAGAUGCUUGGAGAUUCCCUGGUGGGGCUCUUCGUCGUUGCGGUGGCGCAUGCACUGAUAGUAGCUGUCAUGAUCUCCGCCGGCUUCCAUACCUCCGGUGGCCACCUCAACCCCGCCGUCACUUUGGGACUUGCCGUCGGUGGUCACAUCACUAUCUUUAGAUCUAUCCUCUACUGGAUCGAUCAGUUGCUGGCAUCUUCACUUGCUUGUAUCCUCCUUCAAUACCUCACCGGAGGACAGGAGGUGCCAGCUCACACACUUGCGAGUGGGAUGGGGGUCUUACAAGGAGUGAUAAUGGAAAUAGUUCUCACCUUCUCCUUGCUUUUCACAGUUUACGCGACCAUUGUUGAACCCAAAAAGGGAUCUCUAGAUGGAUUUGGUCCACUUCUGACUGGGUUGUUGGUUGGUGCCAACAUAUUGGCUGGUGGGCCUUAUUCGGGGGCUUCAAUGAACCCGGCCAGGUCCUUUGGACCGGCCUUGGUCAGCGGUGUCUGGACCGAUCAUUGGGUCUACUGGGUUGGCCCGCUUAUUGGUGGUGGACUUGCUGGUUUUUUCUACGAGAACUUCUUCAUCGUCAGAACUCAUGCUCCACUCCCUAGAGACGAAGAAACUUUCUAGACCCAUUAGCGCAUUAAAAUCUCUCUCUCUCUCUCUCUCUCUCUCUCUCUCUCUCUCUGCUUGUAUGUUGUAGCUCAUGCUCUUGUAUGUCUCCAGCUUGUUGUGUGCUUGUAUGUUGUAAGGUUAGAUCCUAGCCUCUUACCUUCCACAAGCCUCGUAAUUAAUAUAAUUUCAGGCUGGGUUGCUGUA
Messenger RNA from Macadamia integrifolia, 1090 nucleotides. Its product is annotated as aquaporin TIP4-1. Gene Ontology annotation, molecular function: water channel activity. The transcript is spliced from 3 exons. Gene Ontology annotation, cellular component: membrane. The record is from RefSeq and is a predicted model, not a curated record. Bases 155 to 901 code for a protein of 248 amino acids. Lineage: Eukaryota; Viridiplantae; Streptophyta; Magnoliopsida; Proteales; Proteaceae. Gene Ontology annotation, biological process: water transport; transmembrane transport.